Messenger RNA from Penicillium verrucosum, 1452 nucleotides. RefSeq names its product metal-dependent hydrolase family protein. The coding region runs from base 1 to 1452 and encodes 483 amino acids. The transcript has a single exon. Lineage: Eukaryota; Fungi; Ascomycota; Eurotiomycetes; Eurotiales; Aspergillaceae. The record is from RefSeq and is a predicted model, not a curated record. Gene Ontology annotation, molecular function: hydrolase activity, acting on carbon-nitrogen (but not peptide) bonds.
AUGCCUCUUCCUACUCACCUUCCGUCCUCUGGUGACCCUAACGGCCGACCGAUUCCCGCGGAUAUUACACUGAAAAAUCGCAAAUCCCAAGAUCCAGCAAAGAUCUUAUUCAAAAAUGUUAAGAUUCUGGACUCAACUGGGAGAGACCCUUACCUUGGCGACGUUCUUGUAGAUGGGGAACUCAUCUCCCAUGUGGGCAAAAUUGAUGAGUCUCUUCUCCGCCAUGAAGAUACCCUGGUCAUUGAUGGCCGAGGAAAGAAAACAUUGAUGUCUGGUCUCUGUGAUUCCCACACCCAUCUCAGCUGGAACAACUCCCCUACAAUGGAAGGUCUCACGAGUCUUCCUAUCGAAGAACAUGUUCUUCAUACGGCAAACUCGGCCAAAAUGUACCUCGACUGUGGCUACACGAUGUGCUUUGGUGCUGCCGCUGCGCAGCCGCGCCUUGAUAUUGUUGUUAAGGCUGCUGUCCAGUCCGGCAUGAUAGAAGGCCCACGUAUUUUGGCAAAUGGUCAAGAGAUCUCGACAACCGGCGGAGCCAUUGUCCCAAAGGUGACAAAAUUUGCAGAUGGAGUGGAUGGAAUGCGCCGCGCUGUUCGCGAAUUCUGCUACCUCGGAGCCGACAAUCUUAAAAUAAGCAUGACAGGAGAUGAAUUCCAUGACACUAUGCGUGCGGAGACUACCUAUAUCACGCAGGAGGAAACUACUGCGGCUGUGGAGGAAGCACACGGUCGCGGUAAACGCGUUUGCGCACACGCAAGAUCAAAUGAAUCCGUGAAAAAAUGUUGCCGUGCCGGCGUUGACGUCAUUUACCACGCUUCCUUCGCAGAUGACGAAGCGAUAAAAAUGGUUGCUGGUAUGAAAGAUCGUGUUUUCAUUUCUCCUGCGAUCAACUUUCCUUGGGCAAGUGCAAGUGGUGAAGCUACACCUUACGGUUUGACUAUCGAUAUGGCUAUCAAGAAAGGUCUAAAGCGCGAAGUUGAAAUCGCCGCGGAGACCAUGCAGAAAAUGCACGCCAAAGGCAUUCGCAUUCUGCCAGGAGGUGACUAUGGCUUCGCCUGGGCCCCACAUGGUACUUACUCUCGAGACUUGGUCCAUUUCGUCAACAUGUUUGGGUUCACGCCUAUGGAAAGUAUCAUUGCAGCAACGGCAUGGGGUGGUGAAAUCAUGGGUCAUCCAGAUGUCUUGGGCAAAGUUCUUCCUGGAUAUUACGCCGAUCUUAUAUUGGUCGAUGGUGAUCCCCUUGAAGAUCUGAGCUUGUUACAGGACACCAAGAACAUACAUGCUAUCGUCAUCAAUGGUCAUGUCCACAAGAACAGCGAGCAUAGAGCCGAGUUCGCCUGCUCAUCCAAAAUUAUACGCCUUGAAAAGAGCGUACUCAGCGGCGAAAUGAAGGCCAAGGUUUUCCCGGAUGAGGUUUUGAAACUGCAUGAUGCACCUGUCAAUGGACGAUAG